Molecule: messenger RNA, 4655 nt
Organism: Galendromus occidentalis (western predatory mite)
Lineage: Eukaryota; Metazoa; Arthropoda; Arachnida; Mesostigmata; Phytoseiidae
Product: mucin-12
Exons: 4
Coding region: 1-4374 (1457 amino acids)
Biological process (GO): acetylcholine catabolic process; choline metabolic process
Cellular component (GO): plasma membrane
Molecular function (GO): acetylcholinesterase activity
Source: RefSeq, a predicted model, not a curated record
AUGCGAGCUCUCCUGCCUGUACUACUUCUGCUGGGGCCCUGCAGAAGUCAACUUUCCCAUGAGUUGACUAAACUCCAGAGACAGGGCGUUCAGACGCCACACAUCCUCUUCAUGGUUCCUGAAGCACCCCAUCCGGCUGAAGGAGGUCCCGAAGGUUCAGAAGAAGUCGCCUCGUCGGAGGAGAGACGGCCGGAGCAAGAUGCGGUCUUCGUUCCCUUCGUCGAGGGUAGCCCUGGCCUGGUGAGGUUCGAGCAGCGGCCCAAUCACGAGGAAGCUCAUCCUCUGCCAGAACAUGGGCCUCCUUUCGUUCAGGAAGCCCCGAACGUCCACGGUCCGGUUAUCCACCGGAAUCAGUAUGCGAGACCCCCGCACAGGGGUAUCCAUUCUCAUCCGGGAGUCCUCGGACAAGCGGUACCGCAUCAUCCUCACAUUGUGCCGCAGCCAGAGCAGCCUCUCGAGCGGCAUCCCGGAGCCCAUCCGACCGUUUACCAGAUACCACCGCAGCACGACGAAGGUGGAUCCGGCGGGAGCCCCCACGUUAUAUUCCAGAGCCCACGGCCCGGCGGACAAAAUGGAGUACAUCCCCAUAUAAUUCAACAAGGUGUUCAGCCGGUUUUCAUACCGGCUGGACCUCCUCAAGAUCCUAAAGUGCAACAGCCGCCCCAGGAUUUCGUGAUCCUCCGAAUUUUCAAUGAUUCUAGUCAACCAGAGCUAAUCAACGGAGGUCCAUACAGCGUGUCCGAAACUUCCGAGCCCCGCGUCGAAAAGCCUGAGGGAGCUUCGAAGGGGCCCGUGACGAGCGGACGACCAGCUGCACCGGAUCGACCUCGCCUAGUCUUACCCAUAGCUGAGAUUGCCGAGUCCGCUGACAUUGUGGGCGGUCUGUCUGAGGACGGGGAGAAAAGCCAGAGCUCAACAGGCGAUGGACAAUUCUCCAUCCCGUCCUCAUCUUCGGAGUCGGGCGAGACAUUCAGGGCAGGAGGAUCUACAAAAGUGAGAACGAAAGAGAACGAAGGAUCCACGAAAGAAGUGGACUCUUCGUCUUCCGGAGAGCGACCUUCGACCGGUCUAGAGAAGAAGCCAACAGCCACCACUGAAGCUCCAGCUGUGAGCCCUCCCGCGACGACUGCAGCCCUCCCUGUCAGCACGGGAGAAGAGAAGAGAGAGCCCGUUAUAGUGUUCAUGUCGAAUGGGCCUCUGACCCUGCCGACGAGAGCUCCUGAAGAGAUGAGUGGACCUGUCACGCAAUCCUCCCCGACGACGCCCCCUCCGACCGUCCCUUCCACGACUUCGGAAAGCUCCGUCUCUCUUUCGACCUCGGAAAGCUCUGUCUCUCCCUCGACCUCGGAGAAAUCCGUCUCUCCCACGACCUCAGAGAGCCCCGUCCCUCCCACGACCUCGGACAGCCCCGUCCCUCCCACGACCUCGGAGAGCCCCGUCCCUCCUACGACCUCGGAGAGCCCCGUCCCUCCUACGACUUCAGGGAGCUCCGUCUCUCCAGCGAAUCACACGGAAAGUUCGCCAGAGACGACAACAUCCACGGCGCCCCCAGCUUCUAACCCUGAAUCCGGAAGUCCCUCCGAGCUCGAACCGGUCAUCAUAGUUUGGUCGGAGCCCUCAACAGAUCUGAGCUCGACGACGACGACCACAACAACAACUGAUUCUGUUACCCUCCCCUCCAUCAAGGAAAAAACGGAAACCACUCCGAGUGUAUCGGUAGCCCCGAAAAGAAACAGCGAGGUGACUUCGACUGAACAAGAAACCUUGCAUCGAACUCCCUCGACCACUGAAGCGUCUUACCCGACAACCUCGACAACGGCUAAACCCGACGUAUCAACGACGACAGCCACGAGCCCAGAAGCGUCAUCGCCGUCUACUUCGACGACUCAGGAGGCUCACUCGCGGGCUACUCCAGGUCUGUCGACGCGAUCGUCUUCGACCACGACGACUCCGGCGUCGCUGGGAAAGACGCACGACCCGUCAGGACGCAGUACUAUCACCGCAUCGUCGACGUCCCAGAGCUCUUCGUCGACCGAAGCGACAUCUUCGGCUAGCAGUACUCUGAGCGUCGCGAGUACGACGACAACGACUGCCACACAAUUGUACGUCAAAGCUUCUACUCCGACGACAGCUGCUCCGAUCACCGCGGUACACACAGAGACGGAAUCACCUGCUGUGUCUAACACCAGCACGUCAAGUGCAGUAGCGACGAGCUCAACCACGGAAAAAACAAGUCCGUCUCCGUCGACCACGACAACGAGUACAACGACGACCAGCACCACCACCACAGCCGCUCCCACGACAACAUCGACGACAUCGACGACAACGACGACGACGAUUCGAACGAUAACGCAGGCUGAGCUCGACAAAAUGUCGUCCGAGCCUUUCGACUUCGUCACAGAGCGCGAGCAAGUUCGGAUCGAGAGCUUCUCAACAAGUUCAGUGUCUCCGUCACCCGCCUACGUCCCCACGGAGUCCACAGUCGCGGAGACAAACGUCUCCGAGGUGACGGCGAACGAAAUCAGCAACGAAUCGGCCGAUCACCCCGAGACAACGAUUCUCACCACGAAAGAAGACGUUCUCCGAACGGACACACCCGCUCUUCCGGGAGUCACUCGCAGGCCGUCCACGCGAACGACUCCAUCGCCUUCCCCAUCUUCGUUGCCGCCUCCCUCGUCCACCCAGCCACCACGACGGUCUCCAUCUCCUCCCUCCACGAUCGCUCCGCCGAAAUACUACGACCUCCCAUCAGAAAAGGAGAAACCCUCGGUUUUCCCGACUCACACGAUUCGGACCCGGAACGGUCAAAUGAGAGGAAACGUUAUAAAAACGUCGGCCGGUGUUCGAGUGAAUUCGUUCCUCGGGAUCCCUUACGCUCAACCACCUGUCGGCGGGAUGCGAUUCGAAAGACCUAUGGAGUUCCCGCCAUGGACCGGGGUGUUCGAGGCGAAAAAACUUCCGAAAUCGUGCCCACAACCAACAAUGCAAUUGAAUGGAUUCGUUGGGGUGAACGUUUCCGAUACGAGUGAGGACUGCCUGUAUCUCAAUAUUUGGAGUCCGUUCUGCGACGGCUCGAAGAAAUGUCGCUCGAGACCUGUGAUCGUCUAUAUCCACGGCGGGGGCUUCAUCCACGGAGGUACGAACUGGCCCAUUUUCGACGGAGCCGAAUUGGCAGCUAAAGCCGAAACGGUCGUUGUAUCCUUGAAUUAUCGUCUCGGAGCCCUGGGUUUCCUGUACGUCCCAUCGAAUGGGGGAAGACCCGAACGAGCCAACAUGGGUCUCUACGACCAACACCUUGCUCUGCGAUGGGUCAAGUCCAACAUCAAAGCUUUCGGUGGCGACCACAACAAGAUCACGAUCAUGGGACAGGAUGCGGGAUCCGCAUCGGUCGGCUACCACAUUCUCACGCCGAGGAGCACCGGUCUUUUCAAACGAGCCGUCAUGCAAUCGGGAAGUCCCUUCAGUUUCGUGCUGCGGAAUACGAAAGACCAGGGAGAGACUCUAUUCCGUUCCUUGGCGAGCUACACGGAUUGCAUGAGCGUUCAUUUCAACUCGACGCUCCGCUAUGACGACGUCUUGCAGUGUAUGAAGAAGCAGCCUUUCGAGAACAUUAUCGCCGCCUCGGAUAAAUUCAACGGCAAGGGAGCCAAUUCCUUCUUCCCCAUCAUGGGCGAAGAGUUCAUUCCCAUGAAUCCUAAGGAUUCCCUCCUCUUGAAACGAUUCAGCAAUGUAGAUCUCCUGCUUUCCACGACCAAGUCGGAGGGUGCUUUCUUCCUACAGCACUUCUUAUCGCCCUUCACUAAUGUCAACGAUCCAGACAAGAUAAAUCCAGGCGAAAUAGUCUUCUACCUCCGGGUUUUCCUCAGCGCACUGCUUGGCGGAAAACCGACGGCUUCCCUAAACGAGCUGACCCAAAACACCGAGCCAGAAACGCGCGAAGAGAAAAUUCAGUUCUUGAAGAACAUAUCCGCUGUGAUCGGGGAUUAUCCUUACCUGUGUGCCACGACUGAAUUCGGAACGGAGUACGCGAAUCUUCGACACAACGUGUACCACAUGCAAUACGACCAUCGCCCCUGGUUCUUGCUGCACCCCACAUGGUUCCCGUCCACCCACAACGACGACAUCAUGUUCUGGUUGGGCUCAGUUUAUAAACUGAAAGAGAGAACGCGCGCAGAUGAACGCGUCGCCGAUGAGCUCAUAGCGAUAUUGACAGCUUUCGCAAGCAAAGGGACGCCUCAAACCCGAGGGAAGCUCACUUGGCCUCGGAUAAAUCAAGGCGGCUAUUACAUGAGCGUAGGCUCCGAAGUCACCGAACUGCUCCGGAAGCCCUCCGCUAACUGCCGCCUCUGGAGUCGACAUUAUCCUCAAUACUAGACACAGAGGAAACCAGGACCGGACCGAUAGAAUGAAUUUUCAUCCGGACAGCCAUGUCGUAUCCGUCGACACGAUGGAUGACCAUAGACCGCAAGGAUGAUCUAGACAGGAUUCGAGGAUGAUAGUUCAUUUAAUUUAUUCCGUCGCUCCAAAACAGUGCCAGCAAAUAGACGUUGCAAUUCUGUACAUAAGCAAUAUUUAAGCCAGUCAAAGACGAACUGUAGGCCUCAAUGAUAUGUAUUUAUCGGGUCGUACCGUACACAUAUACUGUCAAUAAAGUC